Lingula anatina is the source of this 2106-nucleotide messenger RNA. Its product is annotated as protocadherin-11 X-linked. Gene Ontology annotation, biological process: homophilic cell-cell adhesion. Gene Ontology annotation, cellular component: plasma membrane. The record is from RefSeq and is a predicted model, not a curated record. Gene Ontology annotation, molecular function: calcium ion binding. Lineage: Eukaryota; Metazoa; Brachiopoda; Lingulata; Lingulida; Lingulidae.
GAGGACAGAACAACCUGGACUUUGAAUUGGAAUGUACCUAUGCUGUCUUUUAAAACUACAGAUAAAGUUGCUUGUGCCUCUGUGAGAGGAUCCAAAAUGGUGUCAAAGGAGGUUCAGAAGACCUUGCUUUUUUGGUUGAUAACCUGUAUUUUAGUGAGAAAUUCAGAUGGUCAACUAAUACAAACUGUCUGUGGAGACAUCCCUGUUGUGGUAAGGGUAGUUGAAAACACUGCCCCAGGCACUGUUGUUAUGACUUUAACCAACGUCUCCAUCCCUGGUGUCACUGAUGUGGUAUGGGAGAGACUGGAGCUGGCUAAUGGGUAUGUCAAGUUAGACACCAAGAAUCAGACUAUCAUACUUGUAAAACACUUGGAUGCUGAGUCCAUGGAGAGGUUACAGGCAUAUAGCAUGGUUUGUAGAUAUAAAAUGGCUGGCAGUGUAAGACAAGGGUCAGUAGAUAUUAGGCUGAUGGUAGAAGAUGUGAAUGACAAUACACCUGUGUUUACAGCUCCAGUCUACUAUGUGAAUGUUUCUGAGUCUCUGUUCCUUCAUACCCUAAUCUUCAGCUUUAAAGACAAAGUAUAUGAUUCUGACGCCACAGGCUCCAUUGGCAAGUACAAUAUAGUGGGUGGAGGAGUUGGUUAUUUUAGAAUAGGUGGGGCUGCUGCUGAUGGAAACUUGGUUCUCUCUAGACAACUGGAUUAUGACAAUGGACCAAGGGUUUUCACCCUCCAAGUUGAGGCUUAUGAUAAUGGUAUACCACCACUAACAGCAAGGGCCCAAGUCAUUAUCCAAGUUGUUGAUGAAGAUGACUUAUCCCCAGCCUUUGAGGCAGAUCUCUAUAAGGUGACAGUGUUAGAAAAUGAGAGUAAGUGUGCAGCCACUGAGUCCCGUAUUCAACCAGGUCCAAUAAAAGCCUAUGACCAAGAUUUGGGGAUCAAUGCCACAGUACUAUACAGACUGGGAUCUUCUCAACCAGCCUCUGCAGCAGACCACUUCACUAUCAAUGGAAAAACUGGACAGCUGCAGGUCAUCAAAUCUCUGGAUAGAGAGCUGCAAGCUACAGUGGUCCUCACAGUCAAGGCAUAUCAAGCAGAUGCCCCCAGAACAAGAACAGCUCUUGCUACUGUUGUUGUUACUGUCGUGGAUACCAAUGACAACAAACCAGCAAUGACCCAGGCUGUAUACAAUGUUGCAGUCCCUAGGAAUGUUGCCAUGGGAACAUAUCUGACCACUGUCCGAGCAGUGGACCCUGAUGCUGGUGUAAAUGCAGUGCUAGAGUAUGUAUUGGAUGACCCUAAAGGCAGGUUUACUAUAGAUGCCUCAUCUGGGGUCAUCAGAGUCAGCAGUGACCUCAGCAACUUGGAUGGCAACAUCUCCUUCUAUGUGUAUGCAAGAGAGACAAUGUCUGCAGAGCUUCUGACAUCAAACAAGUCAAUGGUGAAUGUUACUAUUGUUGAUAAAGGCAGGAAUAUAUUUGUUGGAUAGACUCUUGACUGCUUGAAAGCUGCUUCUCUUACAUAUAUAAAAUACAGGCUUUUCAAAGGAAAAAUAUAAUCAUUUAGAUUAAAAUAUCUGAUUAUCCUCUACAAAUUUUAAAUAAUUUUAAGAAGUGCAAAUUUCCAUUAGUGAUCAAAUCAGCACAUUAAACUUAAAAUCCCUGAAGGAAAUGUCGUCUGCAAACUGAUAAUUGCCAAAUGAAUCUGACCUUUACCAUAAAUAACUGCACAGCCCAUGUAUAUAAGGCAAGGAGGGGUUUAAUUAAUGGAGCACUGUUGGGAAGAUUAUUUCAUUGUUCAAAUUUUAAUCAGAGGAAUAGUAACUUUACUAUGACACAAGUUUUUUCAAAAAAUCUAAAUCAUUUUUGCAUGGCAUAUUGGUGAAACUUAGCAUUGAAUAAAAACAAUGAAGUCAAAGAUUAAUUACUAUAGGUGGUUUAUUUAUUUUUUUACCCGAGGUAUAGAGUAUCUCUGGUCCACUAAAAACAGGUCUAUAAUGUUAUUUAUUUGACAUAUAUACGAGAUAAACAUUCUCUACUGUACAAGAUCAGGUGCAGCAGCUGGUGGGAUGUUACAGUACAAACUCUCCCUGACAUAUUGUGAUCCA